GGUAUGGAAUAUCGGAGGGUUCACCGUCGAUGGCCUCUAUCGAGCGCACUGCAAGUCAGGCGCUGAUAGAGGUCACGAUGGCGCUCAACAAUGGCAGCACGUCCAGUGACCUCGAAUUCGGCGCCAUCGGCCACUCCAUCGGCUGCGCCGCGGCACUGCGACUAGCCACGGCGCUCCAGACGACCACGCCGCUCCGGCACGUGGCGCUCUGUGCGCCGUUCACCUCGCUGCCGGAGGUUGCGAAGGUGCUGCUGCCCAUCCUCAAGAUCGUGCCAACUUGGUUGAUCGCGACGCUUACUUCCAGAAACGCUUGGGACAACAUGGCGGAGGUGAGCCACCUCGCGCGGAACCCAGCGAAGGCCCCGCGCGUCGACGUAAUCCAUGGCACGCGCGACGAGAUCUGCCCCCAGGACCACGGCGUCGCACUGGAGGGGCGGAUGAAGAGCCUGCAGCUGGCCUCGACGUUCAGGAGCGUCAAGGCGGGCCACAACGACAUUCUGGGCACCAAGGCCUCCGCGUGGCGGCCAAGGGUAUCUUGAUGCUGACAGUAUCUGCUUUCGCAGAGUGGCUGGAGAAGAAGGUGCACAUGGCCGAUGCAUGAUGCUCAGCGGGCGUCGUCGGCCGCGCAGCUCGCGAGCGAGGAGGACAUCUAGCGCCGUCGGCGAAAGAAAGUGGAUUGGGUGGAUGACCAUCAGGUCGGUCUCUACCCAUACUGUUCCUGCGCCUCCUCCUCCUCCUCCUCCUCCCC
Messenger RNA from Prorocentrum cordatum, 748 nucleotides. The record is from the annotation of a GenBank genome assembly. NCBI's taxonomy places the organism in Eukaryota, Dinophyceae, Prorocentrales, Prorocentraceae.